AUGUAUGUUACCGCAGCGGUAGCUCUGAAAGAACAACAGUCCUUAACAUGUUCAGAUUUGGAACGAACUUCCGACCCGAUACGAGUAAGAUGGGGUCAGUCAAAAGGUCUGGGUGGGAUGCAGGCCAACGGAUCAGAUUCAAUAAGAAAGUUGGAAGAACUCUAUGAGGAAACUGGUUCCGGUAGUCAACUAAUGAAGGAUUCCAAAAUAGUGAAUCCCAUUUUUUCCUUGUCAUUGUCACUGGCUGAUUUUCGCCCGCUAAAAGCACCUUUUGUACCCGAUCUGAUAAGAUAUUUAGUCAAUCUGAUUGAGUUCUAUUGCUACAAGACAGAUUGGCGUAAAAUGUACGACCCAUUAACUGAACAACAGACGGAAGCUAGAAACUGCUUAGUUCAGAUACUGGAAAUUGGGAAUAAUCGUGCAAAAGAAUUGCGACGUACAUUGCGCACUUUGAAUGGUCCCAUCAGAAUUGCCAUGCUACGUAUAUUUCUGAACGCAUUUUCAAUCAAACCGCUGCAUUUCUCCACGGCACUUGUCCAGGAGCUAGUACAACGACCAUUAUAUGAUCACUUUUUACGUCCUAACCCUAAGUUGCGCAACCUCGUGCAGCGUGCCGCAAUCCCCCAGUCCCGAACGCAACUGGACACGCUGGCUUUUCUCAUGUCUCACAUGCUACACGCGUUAGACUACAAUCCGGAUACUGUAGAUGGUAAAAUGAGAUUAUGCAAUGUUUACGGACCAUUGCUCAUCAGUUUUGCCGAACGUCCUCAGUUGUGUCGUCUGACUCAGGGGAAUGCGCGAUCCGAAGAAGCUGCCUUGUUAGACGUGAUUCUCGAGGUUUGCGAUCUGCACUUUUGGAAUCACAUGAGCAUGUUAAAAAUUUCGGGUGCAUUUGCGUACAAAAGAGUACCAAGAACGGUUCUGACUGGUGUGAGCGAUGUUGAAGGGACCACACCGAAGUGGGAGGAGAGUGACGCUAGAGUGCAAAAGUCCAGGAUCGUCGAUUCGAGCAAGGAACCGUAUGCAGAAAUAGUGUCCGCCUCGAUGACAAAUGAGAUUCUCCGAGCUGUUCAGUUGAUGGGACCAAUGAAGGGGGGUAAUCAGACGGAUGAAACAGAAUUAUUGUCUGCUCUGGAUCCAGAAAGCAGAAUACCGUUACCAAAAAGAUAUUGCGCAUUGAGUCCGUUAAAUAUUAUAACCGGUGGCCGUUACCGAAUGUUAUCUACAGUGAGAAACUUGACUACCAUUCCGCUGUACAAAGAUGACUCAAUCCCAUCGACGCAUUAUGCUCAUCGAGAGUCAACGUUAACUGGAAAAUAUUUAUCCAUAUUCGAGACCAAACCUCCUGGUCAGGUCCACUCUUACAGUACAAAACGUCUGUUAGAAGAAUCACGUUUAUAUCGUAUGGGCAGAAUCUCUUUUCCAAAUCGCACUGUCAGCCUAAAACCCCGGAACCCAAACCAGUUGACCACAUCAACCGUGCAACCAUUAAGCGAGCACACGAUCGCAUUCUGUCGUGCGGAUUCAGACGAACCACUAGCAUCCCGAAUGGAGUGGGGUGAUUAA
Molecule: messenger RNA, 1566 nt
Organism: Echinostoma caproni
Lineage: Eukaryota; Metazoa; Platyhelminthes; Trematoda; Plagiorchiida; Echinostomatidae
Source: the annotation of a GenBank genome assembly